AAUACCAUGGGUGAGAAAAGUGCAACAUGUGCCAAAUAUGACACUACAUGCGACACUACAACUAUAACAUUCAUGAAGUGGUUUUAUAGGCGACGUUCAAGUGGAUGAACUUUUUUUUUUUCCAGUUGCCUCGUGCCGUCAACACUCAGGCUCUGAGCAGCGCCGGACUCCUCCGAAUGGUCAACAAGGCUGCGGACGCUGUGAACAAGAUGACCAUCAAGAUGAAUGAGUCGGAUUCUUGGUUUGAGGAGAAGCAGCAGCAUUUUGAGAACCUGGACAUUCAGCUGAGGAAACUUCACAUCAGUAUAGAGUCUCUGGUCUGUCACAGGAAAGGUAAACGAUCGGGCGGACGCCUGGAACACCAGUCAUAUUAAUCAUACCGACUGUAACGUCUC
Molecule: messenger RNA, 395 nt
Organism: Cynoglossus semilaevis (tongue sole)
Lineage: Eukaryota; Metazoa; Chordata; Actinopteri; Pleuronectiformes; Cynoglossidae
Product: sorting nexin-2-like
Exons: 2
Coding region: 105-374 (89 amino acids)
Biological process (GO): early endosome to Golgi transport
Cellular component (GO): endosome membrane; endosome
Molecular function (GO): phosphatidylinositol binding
Source: RefSeq, a predicted model, not a curated record